This is a messenger RNA of Fomitopsis serialis, 2301 nucleotides long. RefSeq lists its product as uncharacterized. NCBI's taxonomy places the organism in Eukaryota, Fungi, Basidiomycota, Agaricomycetes, Polyporales, Fomitopsidaceae. Bases 64 to 2211 code for a protein of 715 amino acids. The record is from RefSeq and is a predicted model, not a curated record. The transcript has 8 exons.
CGUCCAGCCUUAGCCCAUCCUCAGCAUAUCUGCACUCUCUGACCAAUUUGUUCGUCGACUACAAUGGCCGAUAGAGGCUACUUUGCGCUCCUCAGCCACCUGUACCACCCGGAUAUUACCCUGACGCUACCCAUCGUCCAAGCGUCAAUCGCGCACUACCUUUCCCAUCUGCCUCAGCCCCCAACGUCCCUAUCUGCAUCUAUCAUCAGCAGCCCUCUGUUCCAGCCAUUCUCGUACGCGAAACUCGAGGCUCUGUGCACCGCACACAGGCACGCGGUCCAAUCAAAGGUCAAGCUGUUGCAAGAAGACAAGGGCGGUGUCUUCUCCAGGGGUCUGCAUCCGAGGCUGAGGGAAUGGACGAAGGGUGUACUGGAGGGGUUCAGGGGCGGACAUGCGGUUCUGAAGCUUGUAUGCUGUGGUGGGCUGCUGCUUGGUUUGGAAGACUUAGAAGGAGAGCUGCACCUCGGGAAUGGCGGCGAGCGGGGGAUGGUGGAGGAGGAGAUUGUGCUCGCGCUGGCUGAAGUGCUCGAUACGUACUCGUAUGUGCCGUACUCGACCGAGUGGGCGAAGGACUUCAAGUCGGAAUCUGAGGAUGGAGAAGAACCUCUCGCGCUGUCUUUACUGCUGGCAUCUCGGUUCGUGCCGCUGAUCUCUACUGCGAGGCUAGAGACGCUCCCACUGCCGGUCUUCUCUGACCUCCUCACCUCGACAAUCGAAUCGGCCUUCCAAGGUGGCAAGUACCUCACUCAUGCCUCAUCAUCAAGCCAGGGAGCAAGCCUCGCAUUUGAUGCUUCGUCGCCCUUCGCCACCACCAUUCGAGCCUUGUCUUCGUCGAAGUAUAUUUUAUCUAUGGCCACGUUGUCCAAGUUCUCCGCACGUAUACUGUCUGUCCUAGCAGAGUCCCGCCCUUCAUAUGGGUGGCCGGCUAUGGCACAGGCAUUGAUUAGGCUGCAACGCACCGCCGGUGCGGUAGAAGCCGGCUGGGUGUCCAGUUCAUUUGCGUCAGUCUCCAAUGAGGAAGAUGUUGCGCCGGAUUCAAGAGAACUAGUGACCCAGACGUGGAACCUACUGAAGACACAGCUGUUCACGACUAUCAUGCUAUGUCAGGCCAUCCUGUCAACAGUCGUCUUUGUACCUCAUCCGGGUACAGAACCUUCUACGUCGACUUCCUCACCACAAUCUCUCGCGACUGCUGUUCUACGUACACUUUCCCACCUAUCAUUCGUUGUUCACCAGUUCGGCGGCGUCACAGCGUCUUCCGGGGGCGGAUUCCCGGAGCUCAAGAGGGUAUUCUACAUGGCGCUAGAUGUACUUGCUUCUGAUCCUGGUGAGAGCGAGCGCUUCGUGGCAGAGCUAUGUCAACCAAGCUCAGCGAACGUUCAUGUCCCGGCGUUCGUCAAGAACGUCAAGACUGCAUACGUUCUGGCAUGCAUCGAACAACUUACACCCGUCCUCAGCGACGAAUGCAUCCUCAGGGAUGUCUUCUGGUUGUGUCUGCCGCUCUUGUCGGACGUGACACACCGCGAGACCUACGAAUCCGCGCACUCCGUGAUGCUUGCCGUCUUCUCGGCGUAUGCACAGAAGACGACGCAGCAUGCCUCAACGCAUGCGGGUGCUGAGUCGUCCAGCUUCAUCAGUCAGAUCAUCCCGUUUUAUACGGAGUGCCUGCUAGAGAACUCGAGCGAUGGAAAGCUAAACACCGCCCAACUGUGUUUAGCUUAUGCCGCGGUAGUGCGCGGUGCGACAGCGUGCGGGGAUGGAGAAGUCCUCGCCUGUUUCUGUGUCGAUAAACUCCUGGAUGCCCUCCAUCAAGUUGGCGAUCUGAACGGUCCAUCGAACGAACACCUGCAUCGCCUCCACUUGACACUCGUCGCCACGGUCUCAUCCAUCUCAUCGGCCCUCCUACCGCGGGUACUGGACGAGUGCAAGGCGGUUAUUAGUUCCCUAUCCGACUCCUCUGCGGCCACUCAACGAAGAGAACUGACGCAAGCACUGUUCAGAGAGAUAUCGGAGAAUGUGGGGGACGCAGAGAAGGAGUAUUGCAUGCGGUGGUGGUAUGAUAAUCGCGCCUCGUUCGUAGUGGAUGCGGGAGCGUCUGAAAUGUGGUGGAGAGCAUUGGAGGUUCAGCGCGACUGUAAAAUACGUCGGUACGGCGAAAUCGCACUGCAUUCUCGGAUGAGGCCUGAGGGUCGACGGUCGUAUGGAGACUGACACAAGGCCCAUUACUUACUACCCAAUUGCUGGCCCCAUCAACGAGAGUGAGCUCGUGGAACACGCCUGGACGCGUCGGGCACGUCGAUA